This is a messenger RNA of Lytechinus variegatus (green sea urchin), 513 nucleotides long. RefSeq lists its product as uncharacterized. Gene Ontology annotation, biological process: G protein-coupled receptor signaling pathway. Lineage: Eukaryota; Metazoa; Echinodermata; Echinoidea; Temnopleuroida; Toxopneustidae. Gene Ontology annotation, cellular component: membrane. Bases 1 to 513 code for a protein of 170 amino acids. The record is from RefSeq and is a predicted model, not a curated record. Gene Ontology annotation, molecular function: G protein-coupled receptor activity. The transcript has a single exon.
AUGGCAUCUCUCUUCAUCACGGCCAUAUGUUACAUCCUCAUCUACAAAAAGAUCGCCCGGAUCUCGGAAAACGUCGGACUCAAUAACGCAGCGCUUCAGCGACGUGCGAAAAACAGCAAGAAAGUACUCAUGACCUUUGCCCUAGUGGUCGCAAGCACUAGUGUGUGCUGGAUCAUCAUGGGCUUCUUUCUUGUGGUUCAGUACAUCUACUCUCUCAUCGUAAACAAGCAUCAGGCUCAGUUCGAAGAACAUUGGCUCUUGAAUGUACUUUUCGAUAUUGGCGACAUGUUGGUAAGCAUGAACGCCAUACUUAACCCGGUCAUAAUCUGGUUGCGUCUUACAGAUUUCAGAAUGCAGCUACGCGCUGGCUUUGAGAGACUAGGGUGUCGAAAGUGUGAAUCCCAGAACUCGUCACAAGGGACAUCGGAUCCGACACCCCCGCGUAACCAAUCGAUCCGUCUCUACCAUCAACAUCACUAUGGACGACAUCUAGGAAAAAUGACUGCAUGUUGA